AGUGCAUGGAACCUUGCCACAUGGAUGAGGGUCUUGUCCCUCUGUCCCUGGCACAGGGUGACUCAGGACAGUGGACACUCCAAUCUGGAUAGCAGGUGACACCUGGCACCCCUUACUAUCCUUGCACCAAUGGCUGCAGCUGCAUCUCGGAGUUGCCUGGGAUGGGGCUGUGCCUAGACAUGACGCCAGAUUGCACAUCUGCUUGUGUCGUCUCUCUGGGCCUUGCUCAGGAUGCCAUGAUGCUGGCUGAGAUGAGUUUUGAAGAGAGAGCCCCAGCCAGAUGAAGGUGCAGGAGGCCAGCCCUGAGUUGUCCCCAGAGGAGAGGAGAGUCUUGGAAAGGAAACUGAAGAAGGAACGGAAGAAGGAAGAGAAGAAACGGCUGAGGGAGGCGGGCAUCGCUGCUACACAGACUGCCAAGGUUCAGACGCUGCCAGCCAAGCCCUCGGCUGCCACCCUGGCUCUGGAGUACCUCCAAGGGUGGGCUCAGAAGCAGGAGAGCUGGCGGUUCCAGAAGACAAGACAGACGUGGCUCCUGCUGCACAUGUAUGAUGAGGACAAGGUUCCUGAUGAGCACUUUCCUACCCUGCUGGACUACCUGGAGGGGCUGCGGGGCAGUGCCCGGGAGCUCACAGUCCGGAAGGCAGAGGCCCUGAUGCAGAAGCUCGAUGAGGCUGAGCCUGAGGACAGCGGCGGGUCUCCGGGGAAGGUGCAGCGCCUCCGCCAGGUGCUGCAGCUGCUCUCCUAGUGGGCCCCGAGCACUCACUGGCUACCUCCUCCCAGAGCUGUGGGAGCACACGGGUCCCCAGCAGGUCAUCUGGCCGGAGUCCUGAGAAGAACGCUUCAUCCCCUCCCUAUACGCUGUAACAGUUUCUAGUGCCUUGGGAGUUGAACAUGGUCUCCCUGAAACAGCUCUGAAGUGCCACUCCCACACGAGUGGCCCUAAAGUGACUGUAAACAGAGUCUACUUUUUCUACCAAGAAUAUCUUAGAGACUGGCCCAAGCUGGCUUUCCCCAUCAGCUGGGAUUCCCUGGUGUGUGUGUGUGUGUGUGUGUGUGUGUGUGUGUGUGUGUGUGUGUGGUGGGGGACUCCUACAUAUUCGAUCUGGGUGCCAUUGCAGUGCAGCCUGAAUGCGACUCACUGGUCUGUAGGGAGAGCCUGUAUUGAGGACCCUGGGCCAGUGUGGCUGCCCACGAGCUGGUAAAAGCUGCUGCUCCAUGAUCCCUACUCGUUUCAACAACAACCCCAUGCCGUUCCUAGUCUCAGCAGCUGGGCCGUGUUCCUUGUCAUUGCACCUCUCUGCCAGCUCGUUGGAAACAGAAGGACUAAGCAUUUGUAUCUGGAUUCCCAUCUGCAGAUGGGAGCCAUGGCGUGUCCCCCUUCUGCUUCUUGAACUCCCCCACAGCCCCCUGCACCAGAGUCACUUAUAUACUCCCAGGUAUGGAGGUAUAUAAAGGAGCUUUACAGAUAAAUAUAUCCCAAGAAAUCUAUUUUAAAGUGAUUCUGAAUACAAAUAAUUUUCCAUGUAUUAAAGAUAAAGACAAGUUUGCGUA
Messenger RNA from Mus musculus (house mouse), 1551 nucleotides. It is a transcript of the gene Chlsn, whose product is annotated as RIKEN cDNA 3110082I17 gene. Gene Ontology annotation, molecular function: hormone activity. The record is from RefSeq and is marked validated. The transcript is spliced from 4 exons. Gene Ontology annotation, biological process: negative regulation of cholesterol biosynthetic process. NCBI's taxonomy places the organism in Eukaryota, Metazoa, Chordata, Mammalia, Rodentia, Muridae. Gene Ontology annotation, cellular component: extracellular region. The coding region runs from base 281 to 745 and encodes 154 amino acids.